Messenger RNA from Helobdella robusta, 840 nucleotides. RefSeq lists its product as hypothetical. The coding region runs from base 1 to 840 and encodes 279 amino acids. Gene Ontology annotation, cellular component: pyruvate dehydrogenase complex. Gene Ontology annotation, biological process: pyruvate decarboxylation to acetyl-CoA. The transcript has 6 exons. Gene Ontology annotation, molecular function: dihydrolipoyllysine-residue acetyltransferase activity. The record is from RefSeq and is a predicted model, not a curated record. NCBI's taxonomy places the organism in Eukaryota, Metazoa, Annelida, Clitellata, Rhynchobdellida, Glossiphoniidae.
AUGUCUACAUUGGAUAUCCCUGAAUCAAAGCUCUGUAAUGAAAUUUUAAGCCUUAAAAAUGAAACGAGCAGAUCUUUCAAUAGUGUGGUUGGUUCAGAGGCGGAUGGAGAAAAAUUCAACGGAGGGUUUUUUAUACAGAGUGAGAGGAGAUGUGGGAAAAUUGAAAAUAGUUCACUUCCCGGCGAAAAAAGAGUCAAGCUAAUGAAUGGAGGACAAAGCCUGGGGUAUGAUUUAUACAGCUUGAUCAAAUGUGGUGGUCAUGAAGAGAAAUUGCCUAUGUCAUGGGUUGAAAUAUUCAUAAAAGCAGUUGCUGUUACUUUAGAGAAAUUUCCUGAACUGAAUGCAACCUGGUCUAAUGGUUCAAUAUGCAAAUCAGAGGAUAUAAGCGUUUCAUUCACCGUUGCUGAUGGUAAGGCCUCUGUUUCGUCAACGUUGAAGGAUGCUUGCACACUGACUGCUUUAGAAAUCUCCAAACAAAUACAGGAUUCAAAAAUGAAACAUGCGCUGGGUAAAAGUGAUGCUCCUAGUAAUAUAUCCUCUCAAAAUCCCUCCUUCAUGAUAUCGUUUUUGGAUGCAUGCGGCAUAACGGGUUUUGCAUCGCCGGUACCGCAUCCUCACGUUGCUUGUCUGUCAGUUGCUUCUCCGUACGUUCAUCUGAAUGAAGACAUGAAGGCUUGCAAUCUCGUAAACGUGACGUUGUCUGUGAAUAACCAGAUAGUGGAUGAUGUUGCUGGCACUCAAUUUUUGGAUUGCCUCAAAAAUUUUCUGGAAAAUCCAUCUCUUCUCAUUAGUCGCAGACUUCGCACAUCGCCCAUUUCAUUGGAAAAUCUUUUUAAAUGA